UUUCUCCACUUUCAUUUGUUAAUUUACUGUAAAAGAGUUUAAACUGAUUACAAUAUUCUUGAAAGAAUAGUGCCCUUCGAUCUUCUUCAUCUUUUCUCAAGAAAAAUGGCAUUCCAAAACCAGACCAUGAAAGCCAACACUAGUUUCGUACUAAUCCUAUUUUUCGCGGUUCAGUACACCGCUUCAACAAAUGUUUUUCAUUUUGUUAUUGAAGAAACUUCUUUCGAUAGGCUUUGUCAAUCGAAGAAGAUUCUAACUGUCAACGGACAAUUCCCAGGGCCUACCAUAUAUGCGCUUGCUGGAGAAACGUUGUCCCUAGACGUUGAAAACAGAGGGAAGGACAACGUUACGAUGUUUUGUUGUAGGCGUGUUGGUAGACACGUGAAGUCUGAUCAAGUGGAGUGGCUAGUUGAGGCAGGAGCUGCCGUCAGAAAAAAUAUAACAAUAUCUGAAGACGACGAAGGGACGCUAUGGUGGCAUGCCAUGAACAUCUGGCAACGCGCCACUGUUCAUGGCGCUUUCAUUGUCCAUCCAGAACCUGAUGAUCAUGUCGAUAUUCCCAUCAUUUUAGGUGAAUGGUGGAAGAAGGAUGUCAAGGAGGUCUUCGUCGACUAUAUCGACUCAGGCAGUGACGUAAAAUCGAACGCUUACACGAUCAAUGGACAGCCUGGUGACUUCUACCCUUGUUCAAAAAAUGGCCUCAAUCAGUUCUACAGGAAAAGGAGGCUAAGCAGAGCAAGGAAGUCGUUAAUGGUGUUGAACACGCGAUGGAGGAAGCUGUUAAUCUACAAGAACAGAACAACACAGAGCUUAGUAAUGAUGAGCUUUACAGAAUGGGCAUGAUACCAACGACAAAGGCAAACAAGUCCUAGUCUUUACAUCUUAAGUUACAGAAAAAAGUUACAAGGAAGUAAACAAAAAAGAUGCCAAAGAAAAAGAGUAAGAUUACCUUCAAACCUACAGACCAUUCCCUCUUGCUCAUUGAAGCUACUACAGACCAUUCCCUCUUGCUCAUUGAAGCUACCUCUUCAAUACUACGUCUUGCUAGUAUCAAGUUUGAGCAUUGCUACAGAGAAGCCAAUCAACUUGCAGACGGGCGCAAAGACAGUGAUGAACUCUCAAACUAGAAACAUUUAUCUUUCGGCUCAACAACUUCCUCAGGCCGCAAAAUGACUUUUCAUUCUGGAUAAGAGACAAGUCACGAGUAUAAGGUCUAAAGUUGAUAAGGAAUUUCUUUUUGUUAGUUAGGCUUCUCCUUUUGAUGCAGUAUUGAUGGGCAAUAAGCUGAUUUUUGUGUUGUUUGCCCAUUUUUUUGAUGGAUAGUUUCUAUCAAUGUGUUGUAUUUAAACUUUUGUUAUGAUAUACAACACCUCCAGUGCUACUGGAAUUAUUUCAUAAAAAAAAGCUUAACUUAGAACACAGGUUGUGUCUACUCUUUUAAAAAAAAAAAUUGGAAAAAGUAAUAAAUUUCAACAGUAAAAGAAAGGCAAUAACACACCCAUAUAGAAGUAUAGUAUAUAUAGACAACCUUAUAAAAGAUAAAUUUUUACGAAUAAAUCCAAUGUAAGCAAGAAACUUGUGAGUGCACGAAAAGUAAAUGAGGGAUGAGGAACUAUUGCAAAAUUCUUCUCUACUUCAUCAAAAACAUUGUCAACAUAAGUGAUAAAGGAACGACAAUCUUAUGUUUUGCAUCUUUUUUCCGUCUUCUAAAAGUCCAGCUAAACAUUGUUUCUUUCAAACCAUUAACUGGAAUAAUUGCAUCUGCUAUCCAAAGUCUGUAAUGUUCUUGAGCUCUUAGCUGCCUAUCCAAUCAGAAUUUUAGUAAUGAUAAACCAUUUUUUUCACAACUAUAACUUUGGAGGUUGGUGCUGCUUGUGAAGACUCAUAUACAUAAUAUAUAGAAGAGCAAGCUACAAGACUGAUCAAAGAAGCAUAAUUUGUAAAGAUACAGAAAAGAUGGAGAUAUUCAAGGAAACAAUGCAACAAGUGUAAAAAACAAUAACUACAAAAUCCAUGCCGCAACAUCAUAUGUACAAUGUGUCCAUGUUUUAAAGCGAAAACUACAUGUUUUUGGUUGAUAAAUUAUUAUUAAACUACUUUUCUUAUUCUUCAAACUGUCACAUGCCUAAUAGUUAAGUAGCAAAAAUAUGGAUGAAGUACAAGUGAACCAAACUUAGAAACAUAAAAUGUUGAACAUUAAUCACAUCCGAUGGCAAGAGCUCUGCUUGAAGCACCUUCAUUAGUUACAACUAUUACGAUUGGAACUUUCAGCCCAAACAUGCCCUUAAAUUGUCAUGAAAUUAUUGGAGGUGAUUAAAGAUUCUACAUGACUAAACACAAUCUAAUAACACAAUAUUUGAAAUUCACGGUGAAGACUCACACCUGACCUAGCUCUUCAGAUCUUUAAUAAGCUAAAGCCCCUGGAUUGUCAAAAAUGUAACAAGACACAAUGAUUAGCAGAUUUCAUCAUUCUCAAAGCCUUUCUGUAGCUGCACGGCGAAGAUUUAGUAGUUAUCAAUUCAUCUUUUCACAAAACUAACCUUGAGGUAUCAAAUUUGAAAACUUUGAAGAGUGAGUAAUCUGCAAUGUGCAGAUUCUCAGAUGAAGUUUAGAAGAAGAAGAAAACUCAUCUCUGUAUUAUACAACUUGUUAAAACUUUUCUACUUGUAACAAACAUGUUUAGUUAGUAUUUAUACAAGAAAGAGAAGAAUAUUUUUGUAACUACUUUAACUACCUAUUUGCUAACUACUCCUCUAAUUUCUACUAAUUACAUAAUGAACCUCAACUUACUAAGUAAUACCAUCUUUAAUACUCCCCCUCAAGUUUGUAGGAGUGAAAAGAUUCAAUACUCCAAACUUGGAUAAUAAAUAUUCAUGUUGAAACUUGUUGAGGCCUUUAGUUAGUAUAUCAGCCUCUUGCUCUUUGGUAUGUAGAUAUUCAGUCUGAAUUAGACCAUUCUGAAUUUUCUCUCUUAUGAAAUGACAAUCCAAUUCUAU
Messenger RNA from Solanum lycopersicum (tomato), 2996 nucleotides. Its product is annotated as laccase-14-like. Gene Ontology annotation, molecular function: oxidoreductase activity; copper ion binding. The record is from RefSeq and is a predicted model, not a curated record. Lineage: Eukaryota; Viridiplantae; Streptophyta; Magnoliopsida; Solanales; Solanaceae.